Messenger RNA from Phyllostomus discolor (pale spear-nosed bat), 3199 nucleotides. RefSeq names its product coiled-coil domain containing 148 (gene CCDC148). The record is from RefSeq and is a predicted model, not a curated record. The transcript is spliced from 15 exons. NCBI's taxonomy places the organism in Eukaryota, Metazoa, Chordata, Mammalia, Chiroptera, Phyllostomidae. The coding region runs from base 154 to 1974 and encodes 606 amino acids.
AAGAGUGAAAGGGCCUGGAGAAGGUGCGGAGUGAGGUUGAAGGUGUCUCUGGCUUUGUGCGCCGGAGGCAAUGGGCAGAAGUACUGAGGGAUUCCCGGAAGGGGCUCUGUAAUCUGGCGCAGCUUUUGCUUCGCCUUCCUGUCAGCUCCAGCAAUGAAAGAUGUGGAAAACAUGAAUAAAAGAGACCGACCAUUCAUGACAAUGCAGAAAAACAAUAGCUCAGAUAAUCUGGUAUUCCAUCUGAAAAAUGGAAUGAGAAGCAUUAAGUAUAAGCCAGUAGACUAUCAGCAAAUGCAUGCAUUAACUGAAGCAAAAAAAUUAGCUGCUGCCUCCACAGAGCUAAAGAUCAGAAAAGCAGUGCAGACUUCAAAGGCAUCUAAGGAACAAACACUGAUAAAACAGCACAGACAAGUAUGGUGGCAGGAACACCAGAGGCUGAAUGAAGUCAGGGGUAAAGUGGAAUCUGAAAUAAAAUCUUUUCUCAAUGAAGAGAACCUUGGAAAUGAAUGUCUUUCUGACCUUAGGAAUUUUGAACAAGAGUUAUCAGAAAAAUGGUGCAUGUAUCUUAAAAGUGUAAUAAAUCCUCUUCAGCAAUUGAGAGAAGAUCUAAAAUACAGACAGCAUCACAGUCCACAGCAUUCAUACUCACAUACUGAGUUUAACUCAGUGAAAGUACUGGAAGAGGUUGACUUUGUGAAGAAACAAUUAAAAGCUGUCUUUGAAGAACUUAGGCUGGAGCAACAGAAAUUCGAAAAUGAUCUUUCAGACUGGAGUAUUAAAAUACUAGAUCAUUAUUCAGAAGAAAGGAGUAACUUGCUUAGUGAAUUGCCCAUGGAACUGGAAGCUUUGGAAUGCCCAUACCCUGAUUUGAAAUCUUCCAUUUUUAAGGAGUUCUGUAACUUUACAGAGAAAUAUCAAAAGAAACUUCAUGAAUUUGAUCUGCAGUUAGAAGAUAUAUACAGAAACUUGCAGUUAAGUGAAGAAGAUCACUGGAUUUACCAGUAUGUUUUGGAUCAGUAUCCUGGAGAUCUUUGUGGCAGAAGGACUCUGUAUCUUGACAUGUUACAAAGAUAUUUUCCUCACAAAUCUAGGCAUGCUUUGGUUGAACAUGAGAAAUGCUAUCACCAAUAUGGCUUCACUAGGGAGCAGCGAAGGAUCCUAGUAUCAAACUGGAAUAAGAAUAGGAGAGAUUUUAUACAGAAGGCUGUGCUGAUGCUUGCUGAAGCCUGUGCAACUUAUGAAAUGGAGAAUGCACUGGCUAAGGACAGAAAAAAGCAACAGGAACUGUGUGCUGACCUGAAAGCUAAGGUUCUUCAAUGGCAAGCCCAGCAGGAAGAGGUAGCAAAACUGGAAAUGGAAAUUUCUGCCAGAAGAAAAGAAAAGGAAGAGGAGAAAGAGAAACUAUGGAAGAGGAAGGAAUUGUUGCAAAGAGAAGAGAAGAAAAAAAAGAUAAGAAAAUACUGGGCUAAAAAAGAACGGAAUUGGCAAGAAAUGGAAAUGAGAGAUCUUCAGCGUCUAGAAGAACUGAAGAAAUUAAUGGCUGAGCAGUCGGCAAAAGACAGAGAAAGGGUUAACUAUAGACAACAAUUGUUGGAAAAGCGUUUGAUGGAGAAAAAAGAAGUGGCUCUUCAAGAAGCACAUGAAGAAGAAGAGAGAGAGAGGCGGCUAGAAGCCCUUAGGAAACAGGUUGCUAUCGUUGCUCAAUUUGAUCCUGUUAGAAUGAUGUCAGAUACAAUGGCAUCGAAAGCAAGGAUGGGUAUUGGAAUUGAGGAAGAAUUUAUUCUUCAAAAGCCACUCUUCACAUUGAAUACGUACAAUGAACAGCAGAUAAUUUCUGACCCUAGACUUCGUUUUGAGUUAGCACUUCGAGAAGCUGGACUUCAUAAAACCUUUUAUGCCAAAGAGAUAUUACCAAAAAUCAGUCCUCAAAAACCUCCAAGAAAGGACAUGGAGUCUACUGUAUUUAAAAUUUAGAGUUCAUCUUCAAAUCCUAUUAAAUGUAAACAAAAUUUUUCUCUGAAUACAUUUAUAUGGAUAACAAUAAUUAUUGCUUUGUAAAAUUUUUAACUAUAUCAGACAUGGAAAUCAUAGUAUCUGUUAUGGUUAGAGCUGUGGAAACUGUAUUGACAGACCCAGGGUGAAGCGGUAUGGGAAGGCAGAGAGCUGAGUCCUUCAUGUUGCUCUGAUGCUGAAAGUGGGACUGCAGGGGUUGGUUUGUAAAAUUAUUAAAUGUCUCCGUGGCACCAAAAAGAAAAAAAAAAGAAAUCAUAGCAUCUAUUAAAGGAAACUUGCUUUAAAAAAAAGAUUCUUAGAAUUUUAUUCACUAUUUCCAAUAUCUUUGUUUCUUUAAUAGUACUAAAUUCUUCAAAACAAUGGAAUUUAAUUAUGACACAUAUGAUACAUAUAUUAACAUUUAGUAAAUUGCAAUUUGGAUGUUGCAUUAUCCCAUGAAAAGAGAUCAAAAUAACCAUUUGUAAAAAUUAAAAUUUAUUUUGCUGCUACCUGCUUACAUUCAUUUUUGUUUGUUAUUUUCAGAAUUUAACUUUUAAUCAUGGAAACUUCAUUAUCAUUAAUAUUUCUAUUAUUUCUUGAUUAUUAUAAGAAAAGACUCAACCUUUCUCUAAAUUUAGAAGCCAAUUUGGUACACUAUGUUUAUUGUAAACCAAAAAUCCAACCAAUUUCAUUUUGCAAAUUAGCCCAUAAACAUAAAUGAGAAAUUAGAAAUAGCAUUGCAAAUAUGAGAAUAUCUGUUUUGUCUUGGUAAAAAAAAGUACAUUGUUGUUUAGAAGAAAUAUUUUAAAAUUUAUAAUACUUAGAAUGUAUCAAAAGUUCCACAAAAUCUAUUGGGUUGGCCAAAAAGUCUGUAUGUUUUUUUCCAUAAAAUAAAAGAGACAUUUUUCAUUUUCAUCAAUAAUUUUAUGAUUUGAAUAUUUUGAAUAUGUUGGCUAUCUCCCACAUGGUAUAACAUUGAUUGUUUUUAAUGAACAUCUUGAUUUGAUUGCUAUCAACUUCAACUGGUCUACCCAACAACUAUGGAGCAUCAUCAUCCACCGAGAAAUCUCCAGCACGAAACCUCGCAAACCAUUUUUGACACAUUCAGUCAGUUGCAGCACCUUCUCCAUACACUGCACAGAUCUGGUUUUACAUUUCAGUGGUGUUUUUACCUUUUUUGGAAUAAUGAAGUAUAAUAUGCCAAAAA